AUGAUUUCGCGGCCACUUCCACUCGUUUUCCUCGCCGGAUUGUUCAGUCUCAUCUGGUGGCUGUCGAAUCAACCGCUGUUCGCCUUACAUCGCGAACGACAACGCAUCUCCAACCUCGACCUGGUGCUGGGCGAGAAGCUGCCUUCACAUCUCAACUACUCGACCAGCACCCCUGCCGACAAUCACGACUUUUACUCUUCGAACCAGGCGCGGGCCUUUUGCCAGGCUCAUGGCUACGAAGUCUUUGUACCUCAUGCCGCCUCCGGCGAACGCAAGAUCUACGACCUCGUCAUGGUCAACACGGAGCUGGAUUGGCUGGAGAUUCGGCUCGAGACCAUGUACGACCACGUCGACUACUUCAUCAUUGUCGAGUCGCCCAAGACAUUCCAGGGCGGCAACAAGGCCCUCAUUGUGCUCAACAACUGGGACCGCUUCCAGCGCUUCCACGAUAAGAUGAUCUACCACCAGCUGACCUUUCCGGAAUGGUUCAAGCCCAAGCGGCCCUGGGAUUAUGAGGAUCUACAGCGCGACGCCGGCUACGACCAGGUCUUCCCGCAAUUGGCAGGCCGCUCAGCUCCCGUCCUCGGCGACGUGAUACUCGUGGCAGACGUUGACGAGAUUCCACGACCCGAGACGCUCUUCUUGCUGCGGACAUGCAGUUUCCCAGCCCGUCUCACACUGGCAUCACGCUUCUACUACUACUCGUUCCAGUUCCUCCACACCGGCCCCGAAUGGCCAUUCCCACAAGCAACCUUUUACCGCGGCCAACGCACAAUCCGACCGAACAACCUGCGCGCCGGCAUCGGUGGCAUCCCAUUCCUUCGAGAUCUCGACAAAGGCCACCUCUCCAACGCUGCCUGGCACUGCAGCAGCUGCUUCGCCACGAUAGAGCAGUUCCUCAACAAAAUGGCCAGCUUCUCGCACGUGUGGAUGAAUAACGAGUACUACCGCGACAAGGACGUCAUUGCCGAUGCGGUCCGGGAUGGAAAGGACGUCUGGGGCCGGAAGAUUGAUACGUUUGAGAAGAUUGAUAAGAAUCUGGACGUGCCGGCGGUGCUUUUGAGGGAGAGGAACAAGUACAAGUAUAUGCUGGAUAGGAGUGGCAAGUCUGCUGGGUUUACUGAUUACCCGUGA
This is a messenger RNA of Trichoderma gamsii, 1134 nucleotides long. RefSeq lists its product as hypothetical. Lineage: Eukaryota; Fungi; Ascomycota; Sordariomycetes; Hypocreales; Hypocreaceae. Bases 1 to 1134 code for a protein of 377 amino acids. The transcript has a single exon. Gene Ontology annotation, cellular component: membrane. Gene Ontology annotation, biological process: protein N-linked glycosylation; N-acetylglucosamine metabolic process. The record is from RefSeq and is a predicted model, not a curated record. Gene Ontology annotation, molecular function: beta-1,4-mannosylglycoprotein 4-beta-N-acetylglucosaminyltransferase activity.